GUCGGUUCUACGGGGGUGUAAGAAUGUUGAAGUUAGCCCCAGACAACGUAUGACGUACCUGGUGGACGUGCAUAUUGAGCACAGUCAGGAAAGCGUACGGAUCGCUCUCCUUGCCAUCGCACUUCACAGUUGUUCCUACAAGGGGCUGACCGAGAACCAGGUCUGCAAGAUCAGCGAUAGGCAGCUUCUCUGCAUCGCCCUGAAAUAAUUGUGUUGCAAGACGUUUCAACGCAAGGUAGUCCACGUCUGGGUGUGGGUCGAAAAACUCGAAGUCCACAUCCACGAGACUCUACUAAUCGGAAGUCAGAUAUCGUUGAUCGUUCAACGACUUGUCCAUACCACGUCGCUAUCAUCGCCUUCUUGAUCAUUUGUAUUCGUUUGCUUGCGUUUAGGCAUGAUAGGAAGUUUGGAGAUGGGAAGACGGUGAGGGUACGUUCACGGUUUUUGGAAACUCAAAAACGGGCACACCAGUCUCGCUUGCCCAGAAAAGGCAGGCCAAAGUCGCGUCGGCCUUGAGGACGACUCCGUUCGUCGACUUGACACAGGCCAGUAUUGCUCAAAUACAAACUUAAUCUCUGCACCAAUACUAUCUAGAUACCCUACGCAUUUUCGACCGUCUCUUAAAUUUCCUUCGCGAUUGUUGUGAACGAUUGAACCAUGUUCCCGCCGGAGGAAGUCUAUCCAUUGAGCCGGAAUGACUCAACGGUUUCAGUUGCAUCGACCCAAUAUUCGAUUGAUGAGGUGCUUGUGGAUGCCAUGCAGAAAUAUGAGGAAGACGAAGUUACCACACAUCACGUGGAGCGUUCUCCUGCCGGAGAUGAAGAUCUUGGGGCAAAGAUCAAGUCCGGUGAUGGAGAUGAUUCUGAGAUGUAUAGCGGUAUAUCCGACACUGAACUUUUCAACAUUACCCAGCCAGCUGGACCACCCAUCACACCUACACUGACUACAUUAGGGAAACGGCCUUCCGAUGACUUUGAGGGCCCAUGCGAGUCUACGAGGCCGUACAAAGCAUGGAAAGCCUCUACCCCUUCGCCAACUGGGAAUUCCCCCAGUAAGGUUAGAGUUGUUGAUGUCACGCCUGCCAUACUUACAACAGAACAUACAUUAACUUCCUUUGUAACAAAACUUCCAUGGGGGGUUCAAUGGGAGCUGGCGCGACUUGGAACAAAAAUCUUUGCCCAAAGCACAGACAAAGCCAUGCUGCUCAAGGUUCUGAAGGGGCUUCAAAACCAGCCAAACAAUGUUGCUGCUCCAAAAGUUGAGAGGAUAUCCAAACUCCUUGAGAACCAUAUUCCUUGUUCCAGGUGGGAUCUUGACAGGGAGGAAAGGUUUGCUUCUGAAUAUCAGAAGGAAAGCCAGGCUAAGAGUCCAUGGCAUGAGCUGGACAUUGAAGAAGCCAUCCUCAAAAAAAAUCCCCUGGGUUGUAUAGGAUGCAAUGAAGAGGAUCAACAUAUCUUGGCUGCAGGUGCAGAUAGCCCAUACUGGUAUGGUGGCAAAGUGAACUUUGCAGCCACGCUGGAGAAGAACUUCCAUCUCAAGUUGGAGAAGGCCUGUCUCUCCUCAUCAUGCCGGCUCUAUCGCCGCUUUGGAUCAUCAAAAUUUAUACGUGUCUCAAUUCCAGAUGGGGUUGUCUAUUCAGGUGGUGAUCAGGUGGCACAAUUCUUCCAGCAGCCAUUUGUCAUCUUUGGACAUGUUUUUUGUGCAUUCUUCUCAAAGGACAAGGCUGUCUUUCUAUUCCAAACAAAUGAACAUUAUGAAAAUGGAGAAAUAUCUGCUUCUAGCAAAGGUGCUAUUGUGGAUCAGUCUGGAUGCUCACUCUUGGACUUCAUAUCAUGGCACAAUGAUAUUGAGGUCAAUCACAAUCAGACAGCAGCAAAAUGGGCAGCAAGAUUUGCUCUUGGACUCUCAAACUCAGUGCCAGUAUUCCAAAUCAAGUCCAAAAACUACUAUAAAAUUCCAGAAGUCUACUCUCCUUUUCAUAAUUCUAAUCAGAAUGCCAAAGCUCCCAGCAACUUUGAGAUGACUGAUGGAUGUGGUCUUGCAAAUGCUGCAUUCUUCAAAGUGAUUCAGCAAAGAAUGGGCAAAGAUCAUCUUCCCACUGCUGUUCAAUGCAGACUCAAUGGAGUCAAGGGCCUCUUUCUAUUGCAUCCUGAGCAUACCAAUAGUGCUGUGGAUGAGCCUACUGUAUGGGUUAGACCAUCACAGACCAAGAUCAGAUAUCAUUCUGAGGUCCUGAAGACUCCAGAUCCUACUCUCUUCACACUUGACCUUCUGAGGAUUGCUCACAUGUCCAGUCCUGCUCGCCUCUCUGGAGAGACCAUCAUCAACAUGGCAGAGAAUGGAGUUCCAUUCUUCUUAUUCUUGGACUUGAUGAAGAUACAACUUGAAGAGGCUGUUCACAAACUCACUUUCUGGACAGAUUCAUCAUUUUCAGAUGUCAGAAAUCUGGAGAAUGCCUGCAGGCUUCUUCGAUACAAUGUUGAGAAGGAUGGUAGUGUUCCACAGGUUCUUCUCACUCGGCAUAAUCCAGGAACAGCUAGAGUGCAGGGUUUUGUUGCUGAUGAUGCCAAAAACAAGGACAAGUUAGACACUGGAUUGGAUGAUGAGUAUGAUAUAGAUGAGUUGGAGGGAGCAUGGCAGGAGCAGUCUACUGCAUGGUGGGAGGAUCCUGUCAGUGGCUGUCCAUCCUCACUACAUGAGACUGUCUUGGUCUUGCUGGAUGCUGGCUUCUCACCCACUACUUGUGGAUACCUUCGCCAUAAGCUUCGUGAAGUGAUUCAGAUGACAAUCACUAGGCAUACCAACAAGUAUCAUUUUGAUGUUACACAAUCAUGUACAGCUUUUGUUGUUCCUGAUCCUUGUGGAGUUUUGGAACCAGGAGAAGUGCAUAUCAAAAGUUCAGUGAGAAAUCUGGUGAACCAGAAUGGAGACCAAACUGACAUUAUUCUGGGAGAUGUUUUGCUUACAAGACAUCCUUGCAAGGUUCCUACAGAUGUUCAGAAGGCAGUUGCAGUCCACAAGGAGAAACUGUCCCAGUACACUGAUGUCAUAGUUGUGUCUGUCAAAGGCCACAAGGUCAAUGGAGAGAUCCUGGGUAGACAUCUGGCCAGCAUGACUGGAGGUGGUGACUAUGAUGGUGACAAGAUGCAGGCAUUCUGGGAACCCACCAUGGUUUUCACAUUCAAACCUGCAGAUCCCAAAUUUGCUACUGAGCCAGCAUCUGUGAAGGACUGCCUCUCCACCAACAAUGACACUGUGUCAGAAGUGCUUGAUCAAAUUCCUCCAAGUUCAGGCUACCUUCAUCAGAUAUUCCAUCUCCAGAAGUACCUACUGAGAGGGUUAAUUGAUGCCUCCCUGGUGGGCAACUACUCCAAGAUGUGGGAGCAUUCCAUCUAUGAAAAGGGGUAUGACCAUGAAGAUACUGUGCACCUUGCUUACCUAUUUUGUGCCAUUCUUGAUGGUGCAAAGACUGGUGUCACAGUCAAACCUGAGCAGUUUGCAAAGGACAAGGCCAGAUUUCACUUCACCAAAGCCCUGAGAUGGAAAAACCUUGGGAUACCUGAUCCUCAGCAUGUGCCUGUUCCAAGGUCAAAGACACUUCCCCCCUUCAUCAUGGACAUUCUGAGAGAGAAGGUCCUGGAGGAGAAGGCAGCACAGAAUCAGUACCUUGACAAGAUACUCCCACCAUUCAGGGAUGACAUUGCCCACAAUCCCAAUGAUGUACACCUUGCAAAGCCAUGGAUGGAUGCCUGGAAUGGUAUGCUGGAGGAUGAAAAUGAUGUCGACAUCACCGUUAGUCUCCAGGCAAGAGGACAACGAGAGGACCUGGAGAAGAUCAAGUCUCAUGUCGAACAGAUGAGCCAAGAGUAUCGGCGCACUGUGGCUGGGCCCAACUUCACGAAGAUGCCCAUCCAACUUCGCCAGAACAAGCUCCGUGAAUUGACACGAAAGUUUGUUUUCGACCUCACCCCCGAGCACAUGAAGUAUUACAAGCGCGCCCCCAUCGAAUUCGGCCGUGUCAAGGCAUCCUAUGCAUAUGUACAUGACAGGAAGGUGAAGCAUGGCCAGAUGUCGCAAUUCCCAUUUUCCGUUGCAAUGAGACAGCUGUGUGCUAUCAAGGCAGAGGCUAUGGGAGGAGAGAAAGCGGUUUGUGCAAACCUGGCACCUGCUCUGCACUGUCACAAGGCUUGGGUUCCAAAUGUAUGAUUUGAAUGAUAUGUAGAUCCUGGCAGAAUGAAUGAUUGCAUUGGAGUCAGUUGAAAUGGAGAAUAAGAAAUCUAAUAUUGUAUUAUAGGAUAUUGCAAGUAGCUACAAGACUUGGCUUAGGUAUAAGUCCAUCCAGUGAGCUCAGAGUGUAAUGAGUGUUGGUGAGUAUGUAGUCAAGAGAUGACGACAGUGCAGUGAGAGGAAUGCAUUUGAUCGGCCAGAAACCAGAGAGAUAAGAGAGCGCGCGAGGGAGAGAGAAAAUAAGUGAGGGACAAACAACGUGCAUUGUACUUUUACACAUUGAGGAAACUGGGUGGGUUGGGGGGUAUAGCGUUAAAUUGAGAUAAACAGUCAGGGAUAUCAGAUCCAAGAGUGCAUGCACCGACGACCAUAUGCGACGAACUUGAAAGUCAGAAGCGACGACGACAACGCGGGAGGGUAGGGGGUGAGGGCGGGGGAGAAGAAUAACAAACGAUCAGUUGAGUA
Somion occarium is the source of this 4692-nucleotide messenger RNA. Lineage: Eukaryota; Fungi; Basidiomycota; Agaricomycetes; Polyporales; Cerrenaceae. The record is from the annotation of a GenBank genome assembly.